AUCUAAUUCUAUGGUUCUGCAUACUAAUUGUCGAUGGAGAACUGACUGUGACUUUGGUAUCAACGAACCUUAACAAAACAAUUUACUGUUUAAAAAUUUUGGAGUUUCAUACAAUUUCUGAUUCUUGAUCGAUGUUUUAAAAGAUGUAAGAUAUCUCUGUGCAGGUGAAAUUAUUUAAUAGGCCAAGUUUAUAUUAGAAAAAAGGCCUAGUUGUUAAACUCAUUUCCAUUUAUUAGGCUUAGGAAAUUAAGAACAAGGCCACUGACAUAUAUGGUUUUCUUUGAUACCUUAUGUUUUUUUUCUAUUAUGAUAGAGUCAGUGGAACUUUGUGCAAGGAUUUACCUUACGUUAAACACACAAUGGUAGUUACUCUCCAAUGUUGGUCCUCUGCCAAUUAACAGAUAUUAAAUCAUAAUACUUUUGUUUAAUCAUCUAAGUUUUUUAGAAAAUUGAUGGAGUAAUCGAGUGGUUGAUGUAAAUAACUGAAGGCUACUCUAGCAUACUUAGUUCUUACUGCCUCUAUCCUCCCUGAUUUCUCGGCCUUACCUUUGCAUCCAAUUUAUCAUUGUUUCUGUUAUCUGCAUAUGUUGUUUCAUAUAAUUCCCUGAAUUUUAACCAUUGGCUAGUUUCUCUUUUUCUUUUGCCUUAUAAUUCUUCUAAAAUCAAAAGUUAUUGUGAAUUAUAAUCUAUUAGGAUUUAUCAGUAUUCUGGCUUUCAUGAUAAGCAAACCAGUUUUGUUGUGAAGCAGAUAAAUUUGCAUACCACUCAUGUUAUAUUUCUUCGCAAGUCUGUAGUCGGUGUAUAACCAAACACUUAAUUCUAUUCGAACAAUAAGAUUUAGUUUUAUGGUAAGUAUCCUUUUUCUGUGGAUAUACCUUGUAUUUUUCAUUCACAACUUGUUAAACAUAUGUCAUUGUUUCGAGUUUAGACUGAUACAAUUGCAGGUUCCGUGGCAUGUUCCAUGUGGCGGCUUAUGCUAUGGAGACGGAAAUUUAAUUUUCAUUGCGAACGAUUGGCACACAUCACUUCUGCCUGUGUAUCUGAAAGCAUGCUACCGCGACAAUGGCUUGAUGAAGUAUGCCAGGUCCAUCUUGGUGAUCCACAACAUAUCUCACCAGGUUAGCUCUCUCGCAUUUUAUGCUGCAUCUAUUAGGUUAAACUUCUGUUAAAUUCUCUCUUCAUUUAGAAGUUCAAUUUGCUGAGUUCAGUAGCCUGUGAGAUCCUCAGAACUGCUCAAAGACUGUUAAAUUUGCCAAGACGAUAUCUGCAAGUUUGCAGUUCUCUCACUUACCUUAUCAGUAAACCAAACACUUUCUGACUAUUUCUCACGUCACUGAAUCAAUGAUCCAAUUAUGCUUGCAUGAAUUCCUACAGCUGCAUUGUAUUUCUUGAAGUUUAGGUUGCAUGAUGCCCCUGGCCAUAUUGUUUUUGUGUGACCUGAAGAUAUUGAUCAUAUGUUGUACUUAAUUUUUCAUGAGUCUAUCAUGGUUUUUCCCAAACCUUGUUAUAAUUGCAUGACAUUUGAAGCACUCUGUUUUAUUAGAAACCUUCUUUACAUCCUUCUCUUUUGCAUCAAAUGAAUGUUUGUCUUCUUAAACUCUUUUUGAGCAAUCAAAACAUCUCCGCUUUUAAUUUCUUUUCUCCCCCAUUUUUGUUGAAGUUGCUUCAUUUCAAACUUGCAAAGAUUUCUGAGUUACCACCACCAAAGAAAAAUCAUUUCGCUCAAAAUGAAGAUAAAAUCAUUCAUCUUCUCUUCUCUUUUUCUACCGAGAAGAAUGCUUGAAUCUGAUCCUGAUAUAGAAGUUUCAUGGCAUCAUUCUAAACAACUUAGGAAACUACGAGCUCGGAAUCCUUAUCGUCUGCAUUCUACCUGUGUGUCUUGUCCAGGGGCGUGGUCCAGUUGAGGACUUCUUCCAUGUCGACUUGCCCGAUCAACACAUGGACCUCUUCAAGCUGUAUGAGCCGAUGGGAGGUGACCACUUCAACAUCUUCGCGGCCGGCCUCAAGACUGCUGACCGCGUGAUCACCGUCAGCCGUGGCUACGCAUGGGAGCUCACAACAUCCGAAGGUGGGUGGGGACUCCAUGAGAUCAUAAACGAGAACAACUGGAAGUUCCAAGGCAUCGUCAACGGGAUCGACACAGUGGACUGGAACCCUGAGCUGGAUCUUCACCUGCAAUCCGAUGGCUACAGAAACUAUUCCAUUGAGACUCUGCAAGCCGGGAAACCACAGUGCAAGGCGGCGCUGCAGAAGGAGCUCGGCCUCCCUGUCCGCGAGGACGUCCCCCUCAUCGGAUUCAUCGGCCGGCUGGAUCACCAGAAGGGCGUCGACCUCAUUGCGGGUGCGAUGCCUUGGAUCGUCGGGCAGGACUUGCAGCUGGUGAUGCUGGGCACCGGGCGGGCCGACCUGGAGGAGAUGCUGCGCAAGUUCGACAGGGAGCACCACAACAAGGUGAGGGCGUGGGUGGGGUUCUCGGUGAAGAUGGCGCACAGGAUCACCGCAGGGGCGGACGUCCUGCUCAUGCCAUCGCGGUUCGAGCCCUGCGGGCUGAACCAGCUGUACGCCAUGAAGUACGGCACGGUCCCGGUGGUGCACGCCGUCGGCGGGCUUCGCGACACGGUGAUCCCGUUCGAUCCCUUCAGGGAGAGCGGGUUCGGGUGGACGUUCGACCGGGCGGAGGCCAACAAGCUGAUCAAUGCGCUGGGGAACUGCCUCAACACCUACAGGAACCAGAAGGAGAAUUGGAAGGGCCUGCAGACGCGAGGGAUGGCACAGGACCUGAGCUGGGACAACGCCGCCAAACAUUACGAGGAAGUCCUCGUCUCAGCUAAGUAUCAGUGGUAAUCUUUGAGAACAUGAACGAACAGUAUCUAUCUCAG
This is a messenger RNA of Musa acuminata AAA Group (dessert banana), 2879 nucleotides long. Its product is annotated as granule-bound starch synthase 2, chloroplastic/amyloplastic-like. NCBI's taxonomy places the organism in Eukaryota, Viridiplantae, Streptophyta, Magnoliopsida, Zingiberales, Musaceae. The coding region runs from base 1939 to 2844 and encodes 301 amino acids. The record is from RefSeq and is a predicted model, not a curated record. Gene Ontology annotation, molecular function: alpha-1,4-glucan glucosyltransferase (UDP-glucose donor) activity. The transcript has a single exon.